This is a messenger RNA of Schistocerca gregaria, 1967 nucleotides long. RefSeq lists its product as uncharacterized. Gene Ontology annotation, molecular function: protein binding. The coding region runs from base 1 to 1893 and encodes 630 amino acids. The record is from RefSeq and is a predicted model, not a curated record. The transcript has 2 exons. NCBI's taxonomy places the organism in Eukaryota, Metazoa, Arthropoda, Insecta, Orthoptera, Acrididae.
AUGCCUUAUUCUACUGAGGCAUCGACUAUAACAAUUGCUGGGAUACCGGGUGUUCAAGGGUAUCGAGACAGUCUUGCGAAGGAGGCAAUUUUUGGAUCUCCAGUCGACGUUGUGCUGGACCCUAAAGAUGGCAGCGUGUAUAUCGCUGACUGGAUGAAUAACUGUAUUCGAUGCCUUCAUAGCGGCCGCGUUUCUACAGUCGCUGGAACUGGUCAAAAAGGACACAUCGACGGGCCCGCCGCCGAAGCACAAUUCAACACACCUUGCAGCUUAGCCUUUGACAACUUUGGGGGUCUGAUUAUUUUGGAGUGUCACGGACACCGCCUUCGGCGUCUGUAUCGGGGACACGUCUCCACGAUAGCGGGAUCUGGAAUAAAAGGAUACCUGGAUGGUCCCGCUCUUUAUGCGAGGUUUCGAUUUCCACGUGGCAUCGCGUUCGAUUCGCUGUCCGGGGACAUCGUUAUCAGCGACUCCGGCAACAACCGCAUUCGAAAGCUCCUUCCCACGGGGGAAGUAAUCACUAUAGCCGGGUGUUCGAAUUUGAACGGGUCGUGUUCAACUUGCCGCAACUAUGUCUCUCACGCGGCCACGUUCAGCUCUCCCCGCGGCAUCGCCGUCACCAUUGGCAGCGGUAAUAUCAUCGUGGCCGACUAUGGAAACAACAUGGUUCGCUGUAUCUCUCAAAAUUUCGUGUCCACGCUUGUCAGCCCUAACGAUAAUUGUUACAAGCCCUAUGCCGUCUCCGUCGACCAAAAACUGGGUUUCGUCUACUUCUCCGAACUAGGAAGCAACCGAAUACGCCGCAUCUCUCUCUAUGCCUCGACUAAAACCAUAUGCAAAAACAAUGUGCACAACUUCGUCGACUACGGUACAACCACCCCCAUUGGCAUCGACGUCGACUCUGAUACCGCCGACGUCAUCUUCGCAGAUCUGCGAAACUACCGCAUCUGUCGCAUUUUGUACUAUUUUCAGCCUCGCCCCAUCUCGUUCAAAAACCUCCUCGAGGAUUCAGUCCGUUCGUUCAUAGGUAAAUGCAAACACCUUUCUAUAGUCGACUCGGAAAAGGGCUUGAAUUACCGCGUCCCGCAAGCCAUACUCUCCGUCAGGUGUCGACCUCUACUCGACGACCCAACUCUGCUAGAAAAACUUUCCCAAGUCCCCCCUAACUCGCUAUCUGCGUUCGUCGUCUACUUGCUCUCAGACAACUAUCCAAACCCGUGGCCUAUUCAUUGCCUCAAUCAGAAAAACCUCGACCAGUGCUUUGAAAACUUCCGCCUAUGGGCAGGUCUUUGGACUUGCGCCGUUUGGACUCAAAUGAAUGAAUUGGCAACCUUCUGUUCGACCGUCACCAUCAACCAACUCAGAGCCAUCGAACACCCAGAUACGCUCAUCCAGUGCGUUUUGUACGCGUCCAAAUUUAACCUAUCCACUAUCAUCAAUAAAUGCAUUCUCAAUAUUUCAAGAAAACCCAAACUUUUCAUUCACCGUCUUGAUUUGCUUUUAGAGCUUACGAAACAGCGCCCAAGUAUUGGCCAAAAGUUCUUUGACGCUAUCUGCACGAAGCAUUCGCCUCAAACGCCAGUUCGAUGCAUUCACCCCCCACCUAAAAAACUGAAUUCAGACAUGGCUCAACUAAUCGACUUCGACCAACGUAAGACUUCCAGCGCAACCAAAGACGAUAACCCUGGCGCCACCGAUUUUAUUAUCGAACUUCAAGGAUUCAGCGACGAACUCAUCAAGCCAGAAGACUGUGCUAGUGUCCUCGACAAUAUAGAAUACUACGGCCUGUCAACUUCGGACAUCAGCACAGACGAAUACGAGUGGCUGUGUCAUCACUAUCAUUCAAUGAAGAAAGGGAAAAAUCAGCAGCUCUCAAAAGCUAAACCAUUGUGAACGGAGUAGUAAUGUGUAUUAUGUAUUUUAAUGCAGUGGCAUCCCCUGUAUACAAAUAAACCAUCACGCAUGUG